Striga hermonthica is the source of this 747-nucleotide messenger RNA. Lineage: Eukaryota; Viridiplantae; Streptophyta; Magnoliopsida; Lamiales; Orobanchaceae. The record is from the annotation of a GenBank genome assembly.
AUGGUGGCCAUUUUCAGUGACACUGGCGCAACUUCCGGCAUUGGUGCGGAGACAGCAAGAGUGCUGGCGAAGAAGGGCGUACGCGUAAUUAUUCCGGCUCGCGACUUGGUGAAAGCCGAAAAAGUUAAGGAUAAUAUUCAAAGAGAGAGCCCACAAGCUGAGAUCAUCAUAUUGGAGAUAGAUUUGAGUUCAUUUGAUUCAAUACAGAGAUUUUGUUAUGAGUUUUUAUCUUUAGGAUUGCCUCUUCAUAUUCUCAUAAAUAAUGCUGGCAAGUAUUCACAAAAGCUGGAAUUAUCUGAGGACAAAAUUGAGCUCACUUUUGCUACUAAUUAUUUAGGUCAUUUUCUGCUGACAGAGAUGCUUUUGGGGAAAAUGGUGGAGACAGCUUCAGAAACACAAAUCCAGGGCAGAAUAGCAAGAAAAUCAAAUGUUACUGUCAAUGCUGUGCAUCCAGGGAUAGUCAAAACUGGAAUUACUAGAGACUACAAAGGCUUUAUUACAGAUUCUUUUUAUUUUGUGGCAUCCAAGCUGCUGAAGUCAACAUCACAGGGUGCUGCCACAACAUGUUAUGUUGCAUUAAGUCCAAAUGUUGAAGGCAUCGGCGGCAAGUAUUUUGCCGACUGUAACGAGACUCAGUGUUCGCCGCUGGCUAACGACGACAUUGAAGCUAGGAAUCUAUGGAAGCAAACUCGUGCUUUCAUAAAAAGGCGAUUUUAUCUGCCCGUUACCCCAGAUUUGGACGGCUAA